AGCAGGACACAUUUAAUGUUGCACAAUCAUCCUGACUGUAUAGCAUUAUGAAGAAAGAGCAAGUUGCUAAUUGUCAGUUUUCGCUUUGGUAUCCUUUAUUUAAGAAACAUACGAUUAAAAGCUUGAUUCUUCCUCUGCCUCAGAAUGUAAUCGAGUACCUUUUGGAUGACGGGACGUUAGUGGUUUCUGGAAGCAGCGACAACAACAAUCAGUCUUCACAGAACAACAACAGCGGCUCAGAGGAUGAGGACGAUGUUCAGUGGUCUGAUGAUGAGACAACGACAGUCGUCACGGCUCCAGAAUUCCCAGAAUUCAGCUGUGAAGUUCAGGAAGCGAUAAACUCCCUGGGCGGACGCGUCUUCCCUAAACUGAACUGGAGUGCUCCACGGGAUGCUAACUGGAUCGCCCUGAACAGCUCACUGCAGUGUCAGAGUCUCAGUGACAUCUUCCUUCUGUUUAAGAGCUCAGACUUCAUCACACAUGAUCUCACACAGCCGUUCCUUCAGUGCAACGACGACUCUCCAGACCCUGUGAUAAACUAUGAGCUGGUGGUGAGGAAAUGGAGUGAGCUCAUUCCUGGAGGAGAAUUCCGCUGCUUUGUGAAGGAGAACAAGCUGAUCGGAAUCUCUCAGAGAGACUACACGCAGCAUUACCAACACAUCUCCAAACAGGAAGAGAGCAUCUCCUCGUCUAUUCAGCAGUUCUUCAGAGAACACGUUCAGCACCAGUUCCUCAACGAAGACUUUGUCUUGGAUGUGUACAGAGACAGCAUGGGUCGCGUCUGGCUGAUCGACUUCAAUCCGUUCGGUGAGGUUACAGACUCUCUGCUCUUCACAUGGGAGGAGUUAACAUCAGGAACCAAUCUUUCAUUACAGGACGGUCCUGCGUUCCGUUACACCACCAGCGACGUGACCGUCCAGCCGAGUCCGUGUUUAUCUUAUCGAAUCCCCAGAGACUUCAUGGACCUGUCCACUGGAGAGGACGCGUACAAGCUGAUCGAUUUCCUCAAACUGAAAAAAGGUCAACAGGAUGAUGAGGAGGACGAUGAUGAUGAUGAUGAUGAAGAGCCUCACAUGGCCAGUGUGUGACCUCUGGUACAUCAAAAAACUGAAGUUUCCCAACAUGAGCUCAUUAGGGAUGUCUAUAAUGUACAUAGUGUAAGUUCCAGUGUCUGUGGAACAUCUGAUCUACACACCAGGUACUGUAGGGGAUUACACAGCCUGGAAAAACACACCCAGGUCUGUUUAGGGACAUCAGAUCAACCUUUGCACAUGACGUGAUAACGCUGUAAGAAUUAAUUAAGAAAUAACGAUGUAAUGAUACUGAAUCCGUUCUUCUCAAGUGUACAAUUGUAAAUGAAACAAAUUUGAUUUUUGUUCGGAA
Hemibagrus wyckioides is the source of this 1383-nucleotide messenger RNA. It is a transcript of the gene cdc123, whose product is annotated as cell division cycle 123 homolog (S. cerevisiae). The transcript is spliced from 13 exons. The record is from RefSeq and is a predicted model, not a curated record. The coding region runs from base 48 to 1088 and encodes 346 amino acids. Gene Ontology annotation, cellular component: cytoplasm. NCBI's taxonomy places the organism in Eukaryota, Metazoa, Chordata, Actinopteri, Siluriformes, Bagridae.